UUCACCUCAUUUUAAAGAAAAACCAAAACCAAAACCUUCGAAAAGGGGCGAAAAUCCCUCUCUGUGCUUUGUUCGCUUCCUAUCGUCUUCUUCAGUUCGUGAAAACUUCAUUUCUGUUUUUUUUAGUUAUUUUUUUGGUUUUUUUUUCUUUCUCUCCAUCUAAAUUGCCGUUGAAAAUUUUAAAGCCGCCGGUCUCAUCUUCUCUCCGAUCUGACCCACCGAGUUCCUUCUGCUUCUACUCGGUUCUGUUCUCGGAUGAGUUAGCGGAGAAGAUCGCCGAGUUCAAUCAAUAUGGCCCCACCAGUAAAUAUAAUUGUAGGUUCCCAUGUUUGGGUUGAAGAUCCUGCUGAAGCAUGGAUUGAUGGAGAAGUUUCUCGAAUUAAUGGUGAACAAGUUCAUGUUCAUGCCACUAAUGGAAAGAUGGUUGUCACAAAUAUCUCCAAAGUCUUUCCGAAGGAUACUGAAGCUCCCCCUGGAGGUGUAGAUGACAUGACAAAGUUGUCAUAUUUGCAUGAACCAGGAGUUCUGAAUAACUUGGCUGCUAGAUAUGAACUUAAUGAAAUAUAUACAUACACUGGAAAUAUACUUAUAGCUGUCAAUCCAUUUCAAAGAUUACCUCAUCUGUAUGAUACUCAUAUGAUGGAACAAUAUAAAGGAGCUGCAUUUGGUGAACUAAGCCCUCAUGUUUUUGCAGUUGCAGAUGUUGCAUACAGGGCGAUGAUCAAUGAAGGGAAGAGCAACUCAAUUCUGGUCAGUGGAGAGAGUGGUGCUGGUAAGACAGAGACAACAAAGAUGCUUAUGCGGUAUCUUGCAUAUCUUGGUGGUCGAUCUGGGGUAGAAGGAAGGACAGUCGAACAACAAGUUCUUGAAUCCAAUCCAGUCCUUGAAGCAUUUGGCAAUGCCAAAACUGUCAGGAACAACAACUCGAGUCGUUUCGGUAAAUUUGUUGAGAUCCAAUUCGAUAAGAAUGGGAGGAUAUCUGGGGCAGCUGUGCGUACUUAUUUGCUUGAGAGAUCUCGUGUUUGCCAAGUUUCAGAUCCUGAAAGAAAUUAUCAUUGCUUUUACCUUCUUUGUGCUGCUCCUCCUGAGUAUAGAGAGAACUACAAGUUAGGAAACCCAAAAGAUUUCCAUUACUUAAAUCAGUCCACCUGUUACGAGCUUGAUGGAGUAAAUGAUGCCCAUGAAUAUCUCGCAACCAGAAGGGCUAUGGAUGUAGUUGGAAUCAGCGAGGAAGAACAGGAGGCAAUUUUUAGGGUUGUGGCUGCAAUUUUGCAUAUUGGAAAUGUUAAUUUUGCAAAGGGCGAGGAGAUUGAUUCUUCUGUCAUUAAGGAUGAGAAGUCCAGAUUCCAUCUUAACAUGACAGCUGAACUGCUUAGGUGUGAUGCCAAGAGCUUGGAAGAUGCAUUGAUUACGCGCGUAAUGGUAACGCCAGAAGAGAUAAUCACAAGAACGCUCGAUCCUGUUGCUGCUGUGAUUAGCAGGGAUGCCCUAGCUAAGACUGUUUAUUCACGCCUCUUUGACUGGCUUGUGGAUAAAAUUAACAAUUCAAUUGGUCAAGAUCCAAACUCAAAAUCAUUAAUUGGAGUCCUUGAUAUUUAUGGGUUUGAGAGUUUCAAGUUUAAUAGUUUUGAGCAGUUUUGUAUCAAUUUCACAAAUGAAAAGCUGCAACAGCAUUUUAAUCAGCACGUGUUUAAAAUGGAACAAGAAGAAUAUACAAAAGAAGAAAUCAACUGGAGCUACAUAGAGUUUGUUGACAACCAAGAUGUGCUGGAUCUAAUUGAGAAGAAACCUGGUGGAAUUAUUGCACUUUUAGAUGAAGCCUGCAUGUUUCCUAAAUCAACACAUGAAACAUUUGCUCAGAAAUUGUAUCAGACAUUCAAAAGCAACAAGCGUUUCAUUAAACCUAAGCUUUCUCGUACUAGUUUUACUAUAUCUCACUACGCUGGGGAGGUAACUUAUCAGGCUGAUCAGUUUCUUGAUAAAAACAAGGAUUAUGUGGUGGCGGAGCAUCAGGAUCUCUUGACAGCAUCAAAAUGCUCGUUUGUGGCAGGUCUAUUUCCGCCAUCACCUGAGGAAUCAUCAAAGUCAUCCAAGUUCUCUUCCAUUGGGUCACGCUUUAAGUUACAACUUCAAUCUUUGAUGGAGACCUUGAAUUCAACAGAACCCCACUAUAUCAGAUGUGUGAAGCCAAAUAAUGUCCUGAAGCCUGCUAUUUUUGAGAACUUCAACAUAAUCCAACAAUUGCGAUGUGGUGGUGUUCUUGAAGCUAUCAGGAUCAGCUGUGCUGGAUAUCCUACUAGGCGAACAUUUUAUGAGUUUCUUCAUCGGUUUGGGGUUCUUGCUCCUGAAGUUUUGGACGGAAAUUAUGAUGACAAGACUGCAUGCGAAAUGAUUUUGGACAAAAGGGGACUAAAAGGAUAUCAGAUAGGCAAGACAAAAGUCUUUCUUCGAGCUGGCCAGAUGGCCGAGUUGGAUGCAAAAAGAGCAGAGGUGCUUGGAAAUGCAGCCAGGACUAUACAAAGGCAAAUUCGAACAUAUAUUGCACGCAAAGAGUUCAUUGAAUUUCGUCAAGCUGCCAUUAAAUUGCAAUCAUAUCUGCGAGGUAUCUUUGCUCGUGAACUUUAUGAGAAGUUGCGACGAGAAGCUGGGGCUAUUCAGAUACAGAAGAAUUUCCGACUGUACACAAGCAGAAAAUCAUACUUAACGGUCCGCUUGGCUGCAAUCACAUUGCAGACAGGAUUAAGGGCAAUGACUGCUCGCAAUGAAUUCAGAUUCAGAAAGCAAACGAAGGCCGCAAUCCUCAUCCAGGCUCAUUUGCGUUGCUUCAUAGCGUACUCUUAUUAUAAAAGACUCCAAAAAGCUAUUAUUUAUACUCAGUGUGGUUGGAGGCGAAGAGUUGCUCGGAGGGAGCUCAGAAAUCUUAAAAUGGUUUGUUAUACCUGGUUAGUGUGUCUUUGCUUUUGUAAUAACAUAAGAUGUCUCAUUAUGUUUCUCUGGUGUAAAUCUUUUCAGGCUGCGAGAGAAACAGGUGCCCUUAAAGAAGCAAAAGACAAACUUGAAAAGCGUGUGGAAGAACUUACAUGGCGCUUGCAACUUGAAAAGCGGUUACGGACUGAUUUAGAAGAGGAAAAAGCCCAAGAAAUAGCUAAGUUGCAGGAAGCUUUGCAUGCAAUGCAAAUCCAAGUAGAAGAAUCAAAUGCUGCAAUUGUUAAAGAACGAGAGAUAGCUAGAAAAGCCAUUGAAGAAGCACCACCUGUCAUCAAGGAGACACCUGUGCUAGUUCAAGACACUGAAAAAAUUGAUUCAUUAACAGCUGAGGUGGAGAGUUUGAAGGCAUUGCUACUAUCAGAAAGACAGGCAGCAGAAGAGGCCAGGAAGGCUAGUUCAGAUGCUGAGGCGAGAACUGUAGAGCUGACCAAAAACCUUGAAGAUGCAGGGAAAAAAGUGGAUCAACUUCAGGAAUCUGUGCAGAGGCUGGAGGAGAAACUUUCCAACUCAGAGUCCGAGAAUCAAGUACUUCGUCAACAAGCAUUGACUAUGUCUCCAACUGGAAAAACUUUAUCUGCAAGACCAAAGAUGGUUAUUGUUCAGAGGACACCAGAAAAUGGUAAUGUUCUUAAUGGUGAACCCAGGCAUGCAUCGGAUAUGGCUCUUACGACAUCAAAUGCUCGUGAGCCAGAAUCAGAGGAAAAACCACAGAAAUCUCUCAAUGAAAAGCAGCAGGAGAACCAGGACCUACUGAUCAAGUGUAUAUCACAAGAUUUGGGAUUCUCUGGGGGCAGACCAGUGGCAGCUUGUGUCAUAUAUAAAUGCCUUCUUCACUGGAGGUCAUUUGAAGUUGAGAGGACUAGCAUUUUUGAUCGUAUUAUUCAAACAAUAGCUUCAUCCAUUGAGGUCCAGGAUAAUAAUGAUAGAUUAGCUUAUUGGUUAUCAAAUACAUCAACUUUAUUGUUGCUGCUUCAACAUACUCUAAAAGCAAGUGGAGCAGCUAGCUUGACGCCACAGCGUCGAAGGACAGCAUCGGCAUCGCUCUUUGGAAGGAUGUCUCAAGGUCUACGAGCUUCUCCUCAAAGUGCAGGACUCUCAUUUCUUAAUGGUCGGGGACUUGGCAGACUGGACGACUUACGGCAAGUUGAGGCCAAGUACCCAGCGUUGCUGUUUAAGCAGCAGCUUACUGCCUUCCUUGAGAAGAUAUAUGGAAUGAUAAGAGACAAUUUAAAGAAAGAGAUUUCCCCAUUACUUGGGCUGUGUAUCCAGGCACCAAGGACAUCGCGGGCAAGUUUAGUGAAAGGGCGUUCUCAAGCGAAUGCUGUAGCACAGCAGGCAUUGAUUGCUCACUGGCAAAGCAUUGUUAAAAGUUUAAACAACUAUUUAAAGAUGAUGAAAGCAAACUAUGUUCCGGCCUUCUUAGUUCGUAAAGUGUUCACUCAGAUAUUCUCUUUCAUCAAUGUUCAAUUAUUCAAUAGUCUUCUUUUGCGUCGCGAGUGUUGUUCAUUCAGUAACGGGGAGUAUGUGAAAGCGGGUUUGGCUGAAUUAGAACAAUGGUGCUGCCUGGCUUCUGAGGAAUAUGCAGGCUCAGCGUGGGAUGAAUUGAAGCAUAUUAGACAGGCCGUUGGUUUUCUGGUCAUACACCAAAAGCCCAAAAAGACCUUGAAUGAAAUAACGAAAGAACUAUGUCCUGUGCUGAGCAUCCAGCAGUUAUACAGGAUCAGUACAAUGUACUGGGAUGAUAAAUAUGGGACACACAGUGUGUCUUCAGAUGUAAUUUCAAGCAUGAGAGUUAUGAUGACUGAGGACUCUAACAAUGCCGUCAGCAGUUCUUUCCUGUUGGACGAUGAUUCAAGCAUACCAUUCUCGGUAGACGACAUCUCCAAGUCAAUGCAGCAGGUAGAUAUAGCUGACAUUGAUCCUCCGCCAUUGAUUCGUGAAAACUCAGGAUUUGUGUUCCUACUUCCACGUCCUGAGUGAUCCAUUGAACAAGGUUUCCUUGGUUCAAUUCUCGUCUCCCAAGACACUUAGCACGUCAACUAAGGUGCUGAACAAUCAUGUGCAUAGUAUUAUUCUCUUUUGAUGUCUUCAUCCAUGUGUAUAGCACUUUUUUCUAUUCGACCCACAUCUUGGUUUGGUGAUGGCUGGGUCAAUUCAUUCUUUUCCCUCGCGUUUUAUCGACAAGAGGGGUAUUUGUUAAGAAGCCAUAUAUCACUUUUUAAUGUGAUAGUGUGGAGAUCAGGCAAUGGUGUCCUGGUCCUCACAUUUAACUUGGCUUGUUUUUGUAUUUGUUUGCUUGGUUUCAGAGCACAAUAGUGAUUUUGAGUGAUACGUUUUAUAGGUCAAUAUUUGUUUUGUGAAAGCAAUUUGUAAUCUAAAUCUAAGGUUUUUUUUUUUCCUUAAUUUGUUAGAUGACAGCCUGUCAAUUUUAUAUCUUCACAUAAUAUAAAGUUUUGUUCAUUUUA
Humulus lupulus (European hop) is the source of this 5453-nucleotide messenger RNA. Its product is annotated as myosin-17-like. Gene Ontology annotation, cellular component: actin cytoskeleton; myosin complex; vesicle. Gene Ontology annotation, molecular function: ATP binding; actin filament binding; microfilament motor activity. The record is from RefSeq and is a predicted model, not a curated record. Gene Ontology annotation, biological process: vesicle transport along actin filament; actin filament organization. The coding region runs from base 292 to 4968 and encodes 1558 amino acids. The transcript is spliced from 38 exons. Lineage: Eukaryota; Viridiplantae; Streptophyta; Magnoliopsida; Rosales; Cannabaceae.